AUGGCAGCCACCGUUGCGAGAAGACUCUCUAGCCACCGCAAUUCCCGUCUCUAUGGCCUCCGUCGUGUUCUGUUUCCAUCGCGGAGAAACUUCCCAGAAUGCAUCGCGGUGGUCCCCGGUUCUCACUAAGAUGGCGACUCCCAUGCACCGACUUAUCGCCAGGAGGCAGGCGGAAGCAAAUAAACAACAUGUAAGAUGUCAGAAAUGUUUAGAAUUUGGACAUUGGACAUAUGAAUGUACAGGAAAAAGAAAAUAUUUGCAUAGACCUUCAAGAACAGCAGAACUUAAGAAAGCUUUAAAAGAAAAAGAAAAUAGAUUCUUACUACAACAAAGCAUUGGAGAAACUAAUACAGAAAAAAAGACCAAGAAAAAAAGGUCUAAAAGUGUUACCAGUUCCAGCAGCAGUAGCAGUGAGAGUUCAGCCAGUGAUUCUUCAUCAGAGAGUGAAGAUUCCUCUUCCUCUUCUUCCUCUGAUGAUAGUGAUACUGAGGAAAGCUCUUCUACUUCAUCAUCAUCACACUCCUCAACUAGUUCUUCCUCUUCUUCUGAUUCUGAGUCAGAUUCCAGCUCUUCCUCUAGCACCAGCUCUAGCACAGAUAGCAGCUCUGAUGAUGAACCACCAAAGAAGAAGAAAAAGAAAUAGAAUUGCUUUAAGUAUUUCUGAUCAUUUAGGACUGAUGAAUUAAAAAAUGCUAAUGUAUUUCUCAAAAGAGGAGUUGGAAUAUGUUGUGGCCAAAUAGAUUAACUUGUCAAAAUUUCUAUAAUUCAAAAGCUUUCUAAAUGUUUCACAUUUUAAGGGCAUAAAGGUUAUUAAAUAACAAAGUAUGUAUGUAAAAAGUAUUUUUAUUUUAAAAAAGAAUUUUGUUUUUGUUUUGUUUUUGGUUUUUUUUUUUUUUUUUGAAUCUUAAAAACAUAUCUUUAAAAUUUGAUCAAAGCUGAAAUCUAGUAAAUCUGGUUUUUAUGUAAUGAAACGUGCAAAUUUUUUCUUUGUGAAUAAAUGCCAUAACUUGUUUAUAUGUUGAUAUUGUAUAUGCUAACACUGGUUUCACUUGUUCUCAGAAUAAUCCUGUAAAAUAAUUGGGAACAAUGAAUUUCUAAUGGUUUUGGCUAAAUAUGACUGUAUUAAUUAGAUUGAAUACAGUGUUACUACUAUGAAGGUAUCAUCCCAUUGUUACAGUGUUAUAUUUCUAAGUUUAUUCUUGGAGGGUUUGUUAUUUCUGUGAUUUUUUUUUUUUAACCUAAUGUCAGAAAUGAAAUAUAUUAAGAUCUGUACUAAUCUAGUAGGUAUUUUUAUUUGUGGGCAACAAUUUUCAACUUGCUAGGAUUUCUGUUUUAUUCUGGUUCCCUAAAUGCUCAGAGCCAUACUAUUUUGGAGAUAGAAUUCUGAUAGGAAAACAAUCAUCUUGAAUAAAGUAAAGGGAGAAGAAAAAGGAAACUGAAAUUAUUUAGUGUAAAUCUUGGUGCCUUUUGAUAAAAACAUAUGAUACUAGAAACAACUGGCUGCAUGAAAAAAAUUUUUUUUAUUUAGGCACUUAAAUGAAUACACACACACAUAUGUAAUCUGAAUAUAUUCAUUGGGUGAGAGAGAGUGUUUGUAUGUACGUACACUAAACUUGAAAUAAGAUGCUAACGGAGUUACCAUUCCAGAAGAAUGACAGAUGGGAGGGAAAGGGGUGAUGAAUGGAUGAAAUAGAGGAUUUUUUAUUUUUUUUUUACAAAGUUGAAACAAAAAAGUUGCCUUUUAAUUUCAAAGUACACAAAAGGAAGAUUCUUUCCCUUUACUAUUUUUGCAAUAAUGUGUUGUUGCACAAUUCCCAAGGUACUGACAUUAUAAUUAUAAUAAGAGCGUAUUUUGGAUACCUCCAAUAUGUUUACAAAAACAGAAUGUGCACAUUGAAAUCCAGCAUGAAAGAUGCAGGUUAAAAAUAAAAUAUUAUAGAAUUAUACUUCUUACUAGAUAACAAUUUGUUGUGAUGAGUUUAAUCACUUGACAGUCAUUUAUCCUGUGAUGUAAUGUUUUAAGUUGAUUAUUGAUGGUAUUCCCUUUUUUUUCAGGGUGGGGUUUUUCCAACAUUUGUGGGGGAAAUUUCAAAUAUCCUGAUUUUUGUUUCAAUAUAAUGUAAACUAUGGAUAUUAAACUAUUUUUCUAUUUUUAUGAGAAAGUAGUAUAGAGUUACUUUUAAAUAAAAUGUGCAUCUAUUUAAAUGUUGAAAAAAUAAGUAUCUUGUCAGUCUUAACAAGUCUGUAAUUAUUUGUAUGUUUUACAGAAUCACUUGUAAAGAUUGUAAAUAAAUUACUAGAACAUUA
Sarcophilus harrisii (Tasmanian devil) is the source of this 2307-nucleotide messenger RNA. It is a transcript of the gene ZCCHC10, whose product is annotated as zinc finger CCHC-type containing 10. The transcript has 4 exons. Bases 53 to 643 code for a protein of 196 amino acids. The record is from RefSeq and is a predicted model, not a curated record. Gene Ontology annotation, molecular function: nucleic acid binding; zinc ion binding. NCBI's taxonomy places the organism in Eukaryota, Metazoa, Chordata, Mammalia, Dasyuromorphia, Dasyuridae.